AUGUCAUCAUUCUCAUUCAAGAUCGAAAAACCAAACCACCACCAAAAAAAAGAAAACAAUGAAUUUCAUUCAAGUGAUGACACAGACGAAGAAUUUCAAACUAAUCCUAAUUUCAAAAAGAAACCUAAAUUAGAAAUCAUUGAUGAAUUCGAUUCGACUGAUCAGGAAAGAAAAGAAGAUGUUCAGAAGGAUUUCUUGAUUCCUGCUUUACCAAAUCGAGAUUUCAGAUCGAUUUAUUUACACAAGAAAUCAAAGAAACCAAUCUACAAACCAGAGAUGUUAAACUCAUUUGGAAAACCCUCUACCACGAAAGAAACAACCAAAGGUAUUGAAAAUGUUGAUCGAAUGAAUUCGUCAAACGUUUCUGGAGGAUUAAAAGUUAUUGAACAACCUGAACAACCGAAAAUCAUAAGUGUAGAAAAGAUGGAGGUACAAGAAAAUGGUGUGGUUGAACAAGAAGUUCCGGAAGCAGGGUUAUCAUUAGAAGAAAAAGCUAUUCAAGAGUUAAUGAAAGAGUCAGGAAGAAAGUCAGAUCCAGAAAAAAAAGAAAUCCAACCAAUCUUAAUGAAAACCGAACCUUCACGAUCUCCAUCUUUGUCUCCAAGUACAUCCAAUUCAUUUGAAGACGAAACCAGUAUGUUUCGAAAAGACGUUUCAAAGCGUCCAAACCCAUCAAGUUUAGAAGAUUACGAACGAGUUCCUGUUGGUUCGUUUGGAUUAGCAUUAUUAAAAGGAAUGGGAUGGAAAGAAGGUACAUCGGCUUCUAAGAACGGAAGAGUUGGGUUACUUGAAGCUGUGGUUCCGAAGCCUAGACCAAGUCUUUUGGGAAUCGGUGCUAAGGCUCUUGUUCUUACUGAAGGAUCGAGUAAAGGAACGGGAAUGGUUAGGAAAUUUAAGGGGAAGGAUGAUAGGAAGUAUGUGCCUUUGGUUAGGAAACUUAUCGAUCCUGAGAUACGUGGAUCUGAUUCUAGAUCAAGUAAACCUUCGAGCUCAAGAUCGUAUGCGAGAUCAAGAUCAGGUUCACCAUCAACAAGUAGAUCGACAUCAUAUCGAGAAAAAUCACCAUCUAGAUCCGAGAAACACAACAAAUCGAGGUAUCUAGAUGACGAGGAAAGAAAUCUAAAAGGUUUAAGAAUAGAAGAUGGAGGAGAAAGAAGUCGAAGAGAUGGUAGAGAUAGUGGUCGGUAUUAUGAUCGAGAAGAGAAAAGUAGAAGGAAUGAUCAGGAUAGUAGGGAUCGUAGGUAUAGAGAAGAAGGUGAUGAAAGAAGUAGAAGGGAUCAUAGAGAUCAUCAUGAUCGGGAAGAGAGGAGUAGAAGGGAUGAUACGGGUAGGGAUAGGUAUCAGGAGCGUGAAGAAAGAAGUAGAAGGAAAGAUACAGAUGGUCAUUAUGAUAGAGAAGAACGUGAAGGGAAAAGUAGAAGAGAUGGGAGAGAUGAUGAGCGCGGAACGUACAGAAUGGAUCGAAAAGAUGAAGAUCGGUAUAGGAAAUCUUAUAAAUGA
This is a messenger RNA of Melampsora larici-populina 98AG31, 1500 nucleotides long. RefSeq lists its product as uncharacterized. The transcript is spliced from 3 exons. Lineage: Eukaryota; Fungi; Basidiomycota; Pucciniomycetes; Pucciniales; Melampsoraceae. Gene Ontology annotation, biological process: mRNA splicing, via spliceosome. The coding region runs from base 1 to 1500 and encodes 499 amino acids. Gene Ontology annotation, molecular function: nucleic acid binding. The record is from RefSeq and is a predicted model, not a curated record. Gene Ontology annotation, cellular component: spliceosomal complex.